Molecule: messenger RNA, 1852 nt
Organism: Sorghum bicolor (sorghum)
Lineage: Eukaryota; Viridiplantae; Streptophyta; Magnoliopsida; Poales; Poaceae
Product: GDSL esterase/lipase At5g45910
Exons: 5
Coding region: 388-1533 (381 amino acids)
Molecular function (GO): hydrolase activity, acting on ester bonds
Source: RefSeq, a predicted model, not a curated record
UUUUCCCACACCUCCGCAAUAACUCCCUCCCCCCCACGCCUAACUAAUUUAUUAAUCCGCCAAACACCGAGGGAGCCACGCCACCACACUCCCUUUCCCUCUCCUAGCUAGCUGCAGCAUCGAGCGAGCGAGGAAGGCAAAGCGCCCAAGAAAACGCCGCAGCAGCCACCACCACCACCAACCCCUCCCUUUCCCUCUCCGUCGCCCGCCCCCGCCUCCGCCUCUCCUACAAGAACCCCCACCCCGACCGCCGAUAGCUACCUAGCUCCCACCCCGCUCGCCUCGCCCCUCGACUCCCCACCUUCUCCAUUCUUCCCUCCCUUCGCCGGAGAUCCAAGAAACCUAGUGGGGGAAGCCAGCCAGGGGGGGAAGGAACGAGGGCGGGCGAUGGGAGGAAGGGGCGCGAUGCUCGCCGUGUUGGCGGUGGUGCUUCUUGCGGCGGCCGGCGGCGGCGCCGCGGCGGAAUCGAGUGAGGCGUCGGCCAAGGGGAUGUACCACGCGCUCUUCAACUUUGGGGACUCGCUUGCCGAUGCCGGCAACCUCAUCCAGAACGGCACCCCGGAGAUCCUGGCCACCGCGCGCCUGCCCUACGGCCAGACCUACUUCGGCAAGCCCACCGGCCGCUGCUCCGACGGACGCCUCGUCAUCGACCACCUCGCGCAAGAGUUUGGCCUGCCGCUGCUGCCGCCGUCCAAGGCCAAGAACGCCAGCUUCGCGCACGGCGCCAACUUCGCCAUCACCGGCGCCACCGCGCUCGACACGCCCUACUUCGAGGCCAAGGGGCUCGGUGCCGUCAUCUGGAACUCCGGAGCGCUCAUGACCCAAAUCCAGUGGUUCCGUGAUCUCAAGCCUUUCUUCUGCAACACAACGGAGGCAUGCAAGAAAUUCUUUGCCAAGGCACUGUUUGUGGUCGGUGAGUUUGGCGGCAACGACUACAACGCGCCCCUCUUUGCCGGCAUGGGCAUCCCAGAGGCCUACAAGUUCAUGCCGGAUGUCAUCCAGGGCAUCUCUGACGGUAUCGAGGCACUGAUUGCUGAGGGGGCUGUGGACAUGAUUGUGCCUGGUGUCAUGCCCACAGGCUGCUUCCCAGUGUACUUGAACAUGCUUGAUGUGCCCGAAGAGGGAAAGGGCUCCCGCAGUGGGUGUGUCCGCCAGUACAACACGUUCUCCUGGGUGCACAAUGCACAUCUCAAGGCCAUGCUUAAGAAGCUCCGGGCUAAGCACCCCAAUGUGAGGAUCAUAUAUGGCGACUACUACACUCCAGUUAUCCAGUUCAUGCUUCAGCCUGAAAAGUUUGGUUUUGCCAAACAACUGCCUAGGGCAUGUUGUGGGGCUCCAUCUACUCCUGAGAGAGCAGCUUACAACUUCAAUGUCACGGCCAAAUGUGGCGAGCCCGGUGCAACUGCCUGUCCUGAUCCGACAACCCAUUGGAGCUGGGAUGGCAUUCACCUGACGGAGGCUGCUUACCGCCAUAUUGCCAAAGGCUGGUUAUAUGGGCCUUUCGCGGACCAACCAAUCAUCCAAUCUUCAUGAUCACACCACUCCUGUUGUAGAGUUUGUCAAAGUAGCGCACUGAAAGAAAAUGGAGCGGGGAAAGUAGUUCUUCCGUACAGUUCCAAUGUUUGCAUACAUGUACAUCUCCAUUUGAUUGUAUUCAUUUGCCAUUGGGGGUACAAAGGUGGGAUAGGAGGCUACACAAAGGCCUGAUUUUCUUGAUUUGUCAGGUGGGUAUAAAUAUGAAAAAUGUAACGCACAGAUAAUCAUGUAUAUUGUGUCCCGGAAAUGUGAUACAGACUGUCUGCUUGAGGAGCUUCUGAUUCUCUGAUUAAAGAUGAGCCAGUUUUGCGAUUCU